AUGAAUGAUCUUUCAAAACAAGAAUUUAUUUCUAGCAUAUUUGAAAUUGAUGCAAGUUAUUCAUCAACCAUAAACUCAACCACAGUUCAGAUAUUCACUACCUGUCAGUCUCUUCCAUUGAACCUCUUUUUAUUUGUGGAUAAAAAACCAAUUAUUGACAUCGACGUCAUAAAUAAAAUUAUCACACAAAUUAUAUCAACACCAAUAGAGCCUCUUGUAUUUUAUGACAAUCAAUUUAUUUCUCAGUGUUCAGUACAUCCAAUUGGUGCAAUUAUUAUUGAUUGCAUAACUCUUAAUUUUGAAGACAUUCAAAAUUGCUUCAAGAAUACUUUUAAAGAACUUAUUCACCAUAUACAGAUUGACUCUAACCUAACAGAAAAGCUUACACGAUCAAUAUCACAAAUAAUACAAUCAAGUCCAAACUAUUCAUUUAGUUAUGAGUGUAGCCUUUUAUUAGGAAAAAAUCCCGCCUUAAAUUUAAAAGCCCUCAUUAAUGGAGCAUUAUAUGACGGUUAUAUUAAAAUGAAAUAA
Molecule: messenger RNA, 531 nt
Organism: Entamoeba nuttalli P19
Lineage: Eukaryota; Evosea; Mastigamoebida; Endamoebidae
Exons: 1
Coding region: 1-531 (176 amino acids)
Source: RefSeq, a predicted model, not a curated record